This is a messenger RNA of Triticum dicoccoides, 1553 nucleotides long. RefSeq names its product BTB/POZ and MATH domain-containing protein 2-like. The coding region runs from base 1 to 1254 and encodes 417 amino acids. The record is from RefSeq and is a predicted model, not a curated record. The transcript has a single exon. NCBI's taxonomy places the organism in Eukaryota, Viridiplantae, Streptophyta, Magnoliopsida, Poales, Poaceae. Gene Ontology annotation, molecular function: protein binding. Gene Ontology annotation, biological process: protein ubiquitination.
AUGGAAGGUUCGCAGAGUUCAAUAGUGAGGGUGCCGGCGAGGUGCACAGCAGAGACGCAAACGUCGCGGGCCACGGUUGCGUUCGAGAUCGCUGGCUACAGCCUUCACAAGGGCCUCGGUAGAGGCAAAUACCUCCGUUCUCCGGCAUUCUCCGUCGGCGGCUACGAAUGGUGCAUCCGCUACUACCCCGACGGAAGCCCAGACGAGGCGAGCGAAGGUUACGUCUCUGUCUUCCUCAAGCUCUUGACCAAGAACGCCGAGGUGAGGGCGACCUACAAUUUGAUGCUUGUGGAGCCGGUUAAGGGGCAGUCGACUGUGGUGCCCUCCUCCGAAGAGCCACAAGUGUUCGACCGUGAAAGGCCAUCCUGGGGCUUGCGGAGGUUCAUGAAGACCACUGCUGAAGUAGAGUGGGCGAACCUGUGGAACGAUUGUCUCGUGAUCGAGUGUGAGGUCACUGUUAUCAAGGAAACAUUUGAUGUCCAUGUGCCGCCCUCUGACCUUUCGGAUAAUCUUGCAACAUUGCUAGAGGGGAAGAAAGGAGCGGACGUGACAUUUAAGGUUCAAGGGGAGGUAUUUUCUGCUCAUAAGAUUUUGCUUGCGAUGCGAUCACCGGUCUUCGAAGCAGAGUUCUAUGGGCCGCUGGGGAACAAGGGGGCGCAGAACGGGCAUGAUUGGCUGGCAGACAAAAAUUGGCAAGCCAACAUUUGGCAUUUCCAACAAGUGACAGCUCUAAAACUUGCCAAAAUUUUGCUAGUUUUAAGAGGUUGGCUAGGUGCCAACCAAUUGCUAGACAAAAUUUUGGUUUGCUUACCUAUUGGCAACCCAAAUUUUGGCAGCAAACCAAGCAGCCUUGACAUAACAAUUGAUGACAUGCAGCCUGCUGUUUUCAGCGCAUUUCUUCACUUCAUCUACACAGAUUCAAUGCCUUCCAUGAGAGAUCUUGAGGAUGAUGACAAAAUAGAAAUGGUUAAGCACUUACUCGUGGCUGCAGAUAAGUAUGGGAUGGAAAGGAUGAAGAGGAUAUGUGAAGGCAUGCUAUGCAAGAGUCUUGAUGUUGAGACUGUGGCUGCCAUAUUAGCUCUAGCUGACCAGCACCAUUGCAGCAACCUCAAAGAUGCUUGCAUCGAAUUUAUGCUCUCUUCGAAUAGAAUGAAUGAUGUGAUGGCAAGCCAAGGGUAUGCACACCUCAAAAGAUAUUCUCCUGAUGUCAUUGUAGAUGUGUUUGAGAGAGCAGCUAGGUCCUGCAAAAUUUAGUACGCCUACCUGGUAUAAGCUGCUGCUUAUCCUUCAGUCUCGGUAGAUCUUUGGAGGUGGAUGCUUAUGUUGGGUUCGAGAAGGCAAUUAAGUCUUGCUAAAUUCAGCACGCUCAUUUUCUAUCUAGUUAUUUUUGGCACAUAUAGCCACCUGAGAUGAGGUUGCCAUGUCUUUCAGUUUCCAGAGAUCUUUUGGAGGAACCGAGUUGGUCCUAUAAAAUGUAUGUUUCUGUUGUAUUGGUUGUCCUGUCUGAUAUAAGUAUAGAUGAAUCUAUGGUAGCUCACCUAGUUGCCUUUUUU